AGAAUGUUAAAAGGCGAGUUUUGGCCGAUAUUGAAAAGAAAAGGCAUCAAAAAAAAACUAAUCGAACCUCUAUUAACAAUGAAAAUAAUAAUAAAUUUCCUUUAUCUCACUUUCUAGAAUGUUUUAAAGGAUACUUUUUUGAGUUGGUUGAAGGGAACGAAUAUAUGACAAAUACAACAAUAAAAAAAAAUAAUAUCUCAAUAACUAUCAAACUUAAAUUACCCGAGGGAUUAGAAAAACAACUUACUUAUUUAGAAGUGGUUAGUAAAAGGUCAAAGGAAUUUAUUAUCAAAGAAGCUUUAGUCCAAUAUUUAGAGAAUGCUGAGGAUGUAGCAAAGAUUUAUGAAAGAGAGAGGGAAAAAGGAAACAAAAAAUACACUACAAAGGAAUUAUUAGAAGAAUUGAACCUAAAAGAAAUUACAAAGAAAAAGUUUAUUUAUAAAGUAGAAAAUUAUUUAGCCGAAGACCCGCAUGGUCGAGGAAAACCUUUAAAGGGUAAUCUAAAAGGUCAACAUAGAUAUCGUUUUAGUGAAUAUCGAGUUAUUUACAAAAUAUUUCAGACCAAAGUUAUAAUUGAAAUAUUAGAGGUAGAUAAUCGGAUAAACAGCCAGACCCCAAAAAGUAAAGUUUUAAGUAAUUUGUCAACUAGUUUAAUGCUUGGUUUUGAAGGAAGUUUGGAAGAAGAACCAGCAGAAUUUCGCGAGGAAUUAAAACAAGAAUUUUACAAGUGGUUAGAUACCAGCAAAAUUAAUGCCAAUGCCCCCGUGGAACUAAAAUGUGCUUUGUUUGACUUUCAUGAAAUAUUGGAAUGUCGCUUCGAAAAAGCCCAAAAAGAUCGAACCAACCGAAAAAGAGAAUAUAAAAUUGGUUCUCCGGAAUACAAUAAAAAAAUGCAAGCGGUUUUUCAAAAAUCUCAGGAAGCAAUCCAAAGCGGAAAAGUUAAUGAAAUGGAUGAUAGUCCUUUUAAUGGCGACCCCCAAGCAGGAAAAACUACUUUUGAAACUAUUGCUAAUUCGCUUUCGGAUCCGGAACGAGACAAUUUUCACUUUUGA
Messenger RNA from Funneliformis geosporum, 1052 nucleotides. Lineage: Eukaryota; Fungi; Glomeromycota; Glomeromycetes; Glomerales; Glomeraceae. The record is from the annotation of a GenBank genome assembly.